AGAGCCACAACUUUUCCUUGACUGCAGCAACAUCAGUCUUCUCUUCAACUAGGAGUAUCAUUCACCAACACCAUCUCUUCUCCAUCCGUCUCUUCCAUCACUUUCUCUUGAAGCCAUUCAUUCAUUUCCAACUCCAAAGGCAUCAAUGGCAACUUUUUCCUACCAACACCAACAACAACCUUUACAUCUUGAAUCAUCAUCAGGACUGUUUUUGCAAAGCAGCUCCCAAAUGAGGAUGUCUGCAGGCCUUCUUGAGGAGCCAAACAUGACAAGAAUGACCACCACCACUACUUCUUUCCCUCAAUUCUACAGGCCUGAUCAUUUUCUGCAUCAGGAAAUCCCUUCCAAAUCCUAUGUUAAUGAAAGUACUUGUUCCAUCUUUGACCAGAGCUGCACAAAAGUUACUCAUUUUAGCAAUAAUGGGCCGUCCUUAACAAACAAAACUUCCACCGAUUCUUCAUCAGUAACUGAUAAACUUGAAAGUGGGGAGCAAGUUACUCAGAAGGUACAUGCUGCAGCCAUGGACAAGAAGAGGAAAACAAAGAAGGGGCCUCUUCCUGUAAAUUCUGCUCAAUCAAAAGCUAUAGGAGAUCAAUUAGCUAAAGGGAAAAAGCAGAGGAAAUGUGGCAGAAUUAUGAAAGAGGUUGAAGACAAGAAGUCUAAUGAGGAUAAAAAAGUUCCAGAGAAAGCUGCUGAAGAAGCUCCCCCCACAGGCUACAUUCACGUAAGAGCAAGGAGGGGCCAAGCCACGGACAGCCACAGCCUAGCUGAAAGGGUGAGGAGAGAGAAAAUCAGUGAAAGGAUGAAAAUAUUGCAAGCACUUGUUCCAGGUUGUGACAAGGUAACCGGAAAGGCCCUCAUGUUGGAUGAAAUAAUCAAUUACGUCCAAUCCCUACAAAAUCAAGUUGAGGUAAAACUUUUGAUAGACUUGUUAUUUGGUAAAGUUUUUGAAGCUUGCUGUUAUAUAAUCCAUGCAAAAUAUUUCAAAUUCUUGCAGUUUCUAUCCAUGAAGCUUGCUUCUCUAAAUCCGAUGUUUUAUGAUUUUGGCAUGGACUUGGAUCCAUAUAUUGCAAGACCAGAACCGACGCUGAGUAACAUGGCAUCACCGGUUCAAAAUAUGCAACAAUGUGAUCCAAUGCAGGCACCAAUCAUUUCUGCCACAAACAAUAGCUUGAGAACUGAUACUGCCAAUGACUAUCCUCAGUUGGAUUCUUCAGCUUCAGCAUUAUUAAUUCAACAAAGCCACCACAUCCCUCAAAUUCUCUCUCAGGAAAAUGGACAGCUCUUGUGGGAUGUGGAUGACCGAAGACAGAAACUUAUUAAUCAGACGGGGUUCAACAACAACUUGUGUUCGUUUCAUUAAUUAUAAGACCAAAGGGCAAGAGUUGCCCUACACAUAUCUGGUUUGUCAAGAUUUGUGAAGGGCAAAAAGGUAGUGCCAGACAAAUGUUACUGUAGUUUCUUAUUCGUUAGUAUCAAUUCUAAUGGAGAAGGGUUUCAGCUUGCAUAUUACUUUGAUCACCUCAAAGCUCGGAUUCUGAAUUCAUUGGAGGAAUGGGGUCUUCUAUCUCUCUGAUCACAUGAAUAAAAAGAAAAGCAAAGUAAAAGGGCAUGAAGAGGAUAGAAAUCAAUGGACACACAAGGACAAACACAACCGACCAAACAAGACUAGAUCUUUUUCAGAUCCUUUGUUCCUGUCUAAUUUGACUCCCAACUGUCAGAAGCACAAAUUCCUAGCUAGAGACUUGGCUUUACAUAUGUACUUAAUAUGAGGUAAAUCCAAGAAAAUAUAAUGUAAACAGUUGUAAAAGAAUCUGUUAAGGUAUCAUAAUAUUGAGUUGCAUGUAACUUACUGGUAGUAGUCUAGUAGUCCUGCGUUUCUUCUUCUUAGUAUUGUCACUGUAAUUCUGUUAUAGAAGAUAGUUUUUACCGUUGUAGUUUUCUUGUCCCUUUGUUACAUUGAAUUGCACUGCGAGUCUGCUACUAUUACUGUUUCA
Messenger RNA from Coffea arabica (coffee), 1997 nucleotides. Lineage: Eukaryota; Viridiplantae; Streptophyta; Magnoliopsida; Gentianales; Rubiaceae. The record is from RefSeq and is a predicted model, not a curated record.